This is a messenger RNA of Argiope bruennichi, 4133 nucleotides long. RefSeq names its product serine/threonine-protein kinase PLK1-like. Bases 429 to 2327 code for a protein of 632 amino acids. The record is from RefSeq and is a predicted model, not a curated record. The transcript has 13 exons. Gene Ontology annotation, biological process: mitotic cell cycle; regulation of cytokinesis; protein phosphorylation. Gene Ontology annotation, cellular component: spindle pole; nucleus; centrosome. Lineage: Eukaryota; Metazoa; Arthropoda; Arachnida; Araneae; Araneidae. Gene Ontology annotation, molecular function: protein binding; protein serine/threonine kinase activity; ATP binding.
CAUAGCACAUGUCAGCGUGGUACGCAAUCAACUUGUAGCUUCCUUUAUGGAAAGUUCUUAUGUGAGUGACUCACGCGAUACUGAUUUUCUAAAACACGGGGGUGAGUGGACUUGAAAAAGACUAAAUAAAUAUCCAAGAGGAAAUAAAUAAAUAAAAAAAAAGAUAUAUAAUAAUAAUAAAAAAAGAACGACAAAUCAAACAGAAAUUGUACUUUAAUUCGGAGUGUUCUGAAGUGAUUGUUUUCUUUUUUUUACCGUGAGGGAUUUCUUUGAAAGAAAAGAUCGUUUGCGAAGUUUAAAGAAUAACUGCGACCGGAAGCUGUGGGAAAAAGUGUUGAGUGUGUGAGGCAAAAAGAGGAGAGCGAAAUUCGAAUGCCCACCUCGCCGGUGUCUCGUAUUGUUUGGUGUUCGAAACGAAUUCGGGAACCAUGGGGCAGCCAGGUAAAGUGCAGACGACCCUGCUCACCCCCGUUGAUGUGGUGAAGGCGGAGUGGUUGUCGAAAAGCAGCAACCGAAGCCCCGAGAUGUUGGCCGCUAAGCCACCAAAACCGAAAAUAAUUGAGAUCGCAAAAGAUCUACCGGAAUAUAUCAUAGAUCCUGGAACAAAAACCACGUACUUGAAAGGGAAAUUCCUUGGCAAGGGUGGAUUCGCUCGUGUUCAUGAGUGGACUGAUCUCACCACUGGCCAAGUGUAUGCGUGCAAGAUCAUCCCCAAGAGUAGGCUCACAAAGCCCCACCAAAAAGAAAAGAUCUUGAGGGAGAUCGAUCUUCAUCAGAAGCUCCAGCACAAGAAUAUAGUCCGUUUCCACCAUUUCUUCGAAGACGAACACAACGUGUACAUCAUCUUGGAAAAUUGCUCCAAAAAGUCUUUGGUCCACAUUUUGAGAAACCGAAGGAUUCUAACCGAGCCGGAAGUUCGUUACUUCAUGCUCCAGCUGGCGGAAGGGGUGCAGUACACCCACUCCCAAGGCAUAAUCCAUCGGGAUCUCAAACUGGGCAACAUGCUGCUUUCGGAAGAAAUGGAAGUCAAAAUUGGAGACUUUGGACUAGCGACACACGUUUCAAACCUAGACAAGUGUGGGAAGAAAUUCACUGUCUGUGGAACUCCAAAUUACAUUGCACCAGAAGUAUUGAACAUGCAAGGGCAUAGUUUUUCAGCGGAUGUUUGGGCUAUGGGUUGUAUAAUGUAUGCUAUGCUCGUCGGGCAACCCCCUUUCGAGACUUCCACCCUGAACGAGACCUACUACCGCAUCACAACGAACAAAUACAACAUUCCCAGCUCCGUGUCCGAGCCCGCUCGCCAUCUGAUUAUGAAGAUGCUUCAGCUGAAGCCAUCCGACAGGCCGUCGCUGGAUGAAAUAUUAAAUCACAAGUUCUUCCACUCCGGCUAUUUGCCCGUUUCUCUACCGACCUCUUGUUGUGUUACUGUUCCUAAACUUCCCAUUGGUCCGUUGCUGAGAAGAGCAUCAAGCGAACAAGAUUUAGAAAAAAUUGCCAAUGGAGUCAUCAAUUUACAACUUAGUCCUAAAACAGACAUACCAAAGAUGCAUGUCAAAUCUGAAGAGAAUUCUCCAAGGAAGGAUCAUUGUUUUCCUACAAGUUUCCGACAGAAGCUGACAAAUGUGCUCUGUCCAGAUAAAGUUGUGAAGAAAACAAAGGAAUGCUACUGCACUUCUACAAUGCUUGACAUGCUGUUAAAUGUUCUGGAUACAAUGCAUGAAACAACCGAGAACAAUCCUCCUCCUUUGAAUUACAAUGUGAGCCCCUUCAUAUCAAAGUGGGUUGAUUAUUCCAACAAGUAUGGAUUUGCAUUCCAGCUCUCUGACCAGAGCUUCGGAGUGAUGUUCAACGACUCCUCACGAAUGAGCAUGUCGGCCAACAGAACGCGAAUCGAAUUCCAUGAUACGAAUGGAAAGAGCAACACUUACAGUCAUUCCAAUCUUCCAAGUCAUUUAGAGGCAAAAUAUACAUUGUUUCAAUAUUUUGCCACCUAUAUGGAUGAAAACCUCAGCGACGGUGGCGAGUUGCAGUGUCAUGAUCUAGUCCGUAAAAAAAUCCCCUUCAUGAGGAGAUGGCUGCGAACUGCCAACGCUGUGGUGAUGCAGCUGAGUUCCGGAACCCUGCAGAUCAAUUUCUUCAAGGACCAUACGAAGAUUGUGAUAAGUGGGGACGGGACGGUGAUGUACAUCGACGAAGAGAGGCAUUCUUCUACUUACUCCUUCUCUUCCAUCUGCCAGCAAGGAUGCACGGCAAUCCUGCGCUCGCGCCUCCAGUAUGCAGCCUCCGUGCUGCAAGACUUUGCCAGGCUGGAAGGCGACUCCAUAUAAACCCGUGCUUCCUUUCUUUUUUCUCUUCAUGGAGGAACAAAAUUACACAUUUAAAUUUGCAGUUUUCAAAUCAUGUGAAAUUUCUUUUACGUGUUCAGGGUGUCUGCCGGUGAAUAAAAUUCUCGAAUUUCAGUUAAAGUCACGAAAUUUAUGAAAAUCCCAUAUAUUGUUCACUAAAUUCUUAAAAAGUCACGAAUUUUGAUUUCAAUCUCGAAAGUUUGGGAAAGUCACGAAUUUUGAUUUCAGUCUCGAAAGUUUGGGAAAGUCACGAAUUUCGAUUACAGUCACGAAACAUUGGAAAAGUCGCGUAUUUUGAUUUCCGUUUGGAAAUACAGGAAAAAUCACGAAUUUCGAUUUCAGUCACGAAAUUCUUGAAAUGUCACUAAUUUUUAUUACAGUCACAAAGGACUGUUAAAGUCGCAAUAUUUUGAUUUCAGUCACGAAUGAUUGAAAAAGUUACGCAUUUCAAUUUCAGUCACGAAAGUGAAAAAAAGUCAGAAAAGUAAUGGGGAAAAAUAAAAAACCCGUGACUAUGAGUAAGAAUUUUUUGCAGUUAUCUUAAAUUUUCUGAGAAUAAAUUUAAUUAAUGAUAGAUAAAUUACAUUGCAUAUAUAUGGUUUUCGUAUUCUUAAACAUGUUUUUCUUUAAGAAUUAGCGAACCAGAAGUAUUUGGAAGUAUAAUCCAGAUGAUAAACGUAAAUAAUCUCCAAAAUUUUGUGAAGAGGUGAAUACAUUUUGUGGUCAAAUGAUUUUAGGCCUUAUAAAAAAAAUUAUAUUUUAUGCUGUUUACACAAUUUCGGAAUAAGUUGGAUUCCUUUCUCAAAACGUUUCCAAAAAUUAGGUGACGAAAUUUUUAAAAAUAUUAUUUAUUAUUUAUUUAUUUAUUUAUUUAGAAUAUGAGAUAUGAUUUUUUUUCUUAUAACGUGGUUGACACCCUGUUGUUGGUUAUUCUUUUUUUAUAUAUAUAUAUUUUUAACGGUGAUAGUCAAAAUUCUGUAAUAUUCUUGUUCUUCAAAAUUCAUAUAUUAAAUAUUUAUUAAAAAUAAUUUAUUUAGUCUUUAACAAUUUAUCAUUAUCAGAAGUCUUUUAAAAAGUCUUCCAGUAUUUUCUGAAAAUGCAAUUUUAAGAAACAUUUUAAAUGUCAGAACAAAUUUUCUUCCCUUUCAAAGUAUUAAAAAAAAAUAUUAAAUUCUACUUCCAAACAAAGUAUUCUAUGUUCUUGCAAAAUAUUAAACCUAAAAUAUUCUAAAGAUUUUAAUGAAUUUUUGUAUUUUUAUCCAUUUGAAUUCCAUGAAUGUGCUUUUUAUCAGAGCCAGUUGUUUUUUUGGUCCUGUCGGUGUAAUAGUUGUUCAACAAAUUCUUUUUAACUAAAUAAUUUUUUUUUCCUGUUCAUGUCUGUUGUAAAUUUCUAAUAACGUGUGCCUAGCUCAACGGCCAUGUUAUGUUCUUCCAUUUUUAGAGCUACUGUGUGCCAAAUGUGAUCCAAUUAUUCCAUUUUUCAUAUUUUCCUCCUGUGCGAGGAAAGUAUUUUUAUAUAGUAAUGUCAUGUCAUAUCUGUGUAACAUAAAAGACUGUCACAUUGGCUAAUUAUUUAAUUUGAUAAUGAAAAAAAAAUAUUCUUUUUGAAAGACUGAUGUUUGUUUUAUGUGUUAUGGUUGUUCAAGUUUUUGAUUAUUUUUCCCCCUUCAAAGGAACAAAAAAAAAAAUCGUGUAACUUAUGUUAAACUUUACAUUACUUAGCUUUUGAUAUGUUUUCCUGACAAAAGCGUGUUUUUUUUUUUGUGUGUGUGAAGUGGUUGUAACCUU